AUGAAUGAGAAGAUUCGCAAAGGGCCUGUUGAUUCGCCAAUUGCUCAGUCAACUCUCUUGGGCUGGAUUGUCUACGGCUCAGUCAAUCCAACUGCUACGAAAUAUUCUGCCAAUUCUCUGCACGUGUCAGCCGACGAACAACUAACGGAUCUGAUCUCCAGAUUCUGGGACCAGGAAGAACCGCAUGAUGAGCACAUUCACUAUAGUGAGCAGGAGGACGAAUGUGAAGCUCACUUUAGAUCCACACAUUAUCGUCACCCAAAUGGGCGUUACGUGGUGCACUUGCCACUCAAGGACAAAGUAGAAGCACUUGGGAAUUCACUGAGAUCCGCACAAUUUUCACUGCGUCGGGUUUUGAAACGGAUGAGCACGGACACUACUUACAGUGACCUCUACCACAACUUCAUGUCUGAGUACGAGAACAUGGGUCACAUGAAACACAUUUCUAUGGCAGAUCUACCGGAACAACAUUGCUUCCUACGUCAUCACGGUGUCCUCAAGGAACAGAGCACUACUACAAAGCUCAGAGUAGUGUUCAAUGGAUCAUGCAACACCUCAUCAGGAGUUUCGCUGAAUGGGAUCUUACACGUUGGGCCAAAAUUACAAGUAGACAUCUGCGAUGUACUACUCCGCAUUCGUCGGUUUCCAAUACUUUUUGGAUCCGACAUCACAAAGAUGUUUCGGCAAAUUGACAUAGAUCCGAAGGACUGGCCGUUACAGUCCAUCCCCUGGAAGACCAAGGACAAUUCUCAGCAAGCGUACACCCUCACUACAGUCACAUACAGCACAACUUGUGCUCCUUAUCUUGCUGUAAGGACUCUACUGCAACUAGUAGAGGACGAAGGAUCCAAAUACCCGCUGGCAGUAGCUCCAAUGACUGAAACCCGUUACGUAGAUGACAUAUACGGGGGAGCUGACACAGAGACGGAAGCGAUUGCAAUCGCUAAGCAAACCAGGGAACUCUGUGCAGCUGGAUGCUUUCCAUUAACAAAAUGGUCAAGCAACAGCGCUCGGUUACUCGCUACAAUGUCACCAAAAGAGCAACCAGUGAACUCGCUACGGGAAAUCGGAGAUACUACGGUAAAGGUCCUCGGAGUUGGCUGGAAUCCUCACCACGAUGUAUUCCAGUUCAACUAUCACUUGCCUGAAGAUCCUCCAGCAACAAAACGGGCACUCUUGUCUGAAAUUGCUCGUCUGUAUGAUCCUCUGGGAUUCCUCGCUCCGAUCAUCAUCAAAGCCAAGGUGAUCAUGCAAGAACUCUGGCUUGAAAAACUGGGCUGGGAUGAUCAAUUGGCUCCGACACAACUCCACAAGUGGACGUUAUUUCGAGCGGACCUCACCAACCUUGCUAACCUCCGGGUGAACAGAUGGAUUAAUCUCAAGGAGAAUGUGUCUGCAGAGCUCCACGGGUUCUCAGACGCAUCCCAACUCGCUAUGGCUGCGGUGGUCUACCAGAAGGUGACGGAUCUUCAGGGGAAUUCGUCAGUUGCACUUUUAUGCUCCAAAACUCAAGUAGCCCCUCUGAAACCACUCACAAUUCCACGGUUGGAGUUGAACGCUGCCGUACUUCUCACCAGACUUACUCUCUACGUGCGAAAAACACUUAACUUGGAGCAAAUACCAAUCUAUUUGUGGACUGACUCUGCGGUAACCCUCGCUUGGAUACAAAGUCAACCCUCUCGCUGGAAAACUUACGUACGCAACAGGGUUGCAAAAAUACAGGACACUCUUCCUGGAAGCCGCUGGACCUUUAUCGCUGGGAAAAGUAAUCCAGCUGACUGUGCUUCGCGAGGACUGUCAGUUGGCAAACUGCUGAAACACCCGCUUUGGUGGUCGGGUCCAAAAUGGCUCAGCUUGUCCCAAAAAAACUGGCCAACUAUUGAACCGCCUGCUACGACCGCAACUCAUCAGGAAGAGAGACCAGGUCUUACCUUCAUGACAUACGCUAAAACAGAUUCACAUCCUCUGCAAAUUCUCUUAGAACGCUUUUCUCGCUGGGUUUCGCUGGUUCGAACGCUUGGAAUCUGUCUACGUGCCAUCAGCCGAAUGAAAAAGGUGCCACAGUCCUCACUAGCCACCCCGCUAUCCGCUGGAGACCUGGAACCCGCAAAAUGGCUACUAGUCAAAUAUACACAAGGCCAGUACUUCUCAUCGGAACUCAAGCUGCUUUCUGACGGGGGAUUCCUACCAAAAAAUCACCCACUCGCCAAGCUGACCCCCUUUGUUGACUAUCACGGAAUUUUGAGAGUCGGUGGCCGCUUGAAAAAUUCGCUAUUGGACAAUCAGCAGAAAAAUCCAGCGAUUUUGCCUAGAUACUCACUGCUGACGUCACUCCUCAUCGAUCACGCGCACAAACGGAACUUUCACGGGGGAACGCAAUUGACUCUGGCUGCGCUACGCCAAUCCUACUGGAUUAUUGGUGGCCGCGUACCAGUCAGAUCUCACAUCUUACGCUGCGUAGUCUGUGCUAGACACCGAGGUGUUCGAGCACAGCAAUUGAUGGAUGCAACUCUAAGGGCUGAAUUCGCAUCAGGAUCAAGAUCACUGGGAGAACUUUCACAUUUACUGGCUACAGAUGGCACAACCUGGAAGUUCAAUCCGCCUGGAGCUCCGCACUUUGGAGGUAAAUGGGAAGCUGCCGUCAAGUCUAUCAAAUUCCAUCUCACAAGAACUAUCGGAGAGCAUCUAAUGACUUACGAGCAGCUCACUACGGUUUUGACACAGAUCGAAGCCGUGGUAAAUUCUCGGCCUCUCGCCCCACUCUCGGAAGAUCCUGCCGACCUGGAACCACUAACUCCAGGUCACUUCCUCAUUGGAGAACCACUCACCGCUGUACCGGAACCCUCGCUACCUUCAACAACGGAAUCGACGCUAACUGGGUACAAGUUGCUACAGCAACUGUUGCAACAGUUUUGGAGACGUUGGAGCAACGAGGUGCUUCAACGUCAUCAGGGCAUCUCCAAAUGGCAUCGGGCGUCCAACGACAUCAAAGUUGGCUCUCUGGUGCUCCUCACAGACGAGCGGUUCCCACCUACCAAAUGGCCACUCGCUAGGGUAAUCGCUAUCCACCCAGGGAAGGAUGGACAUACCCGCGUAGUAACACUGAAGACAGCUACCACGGAACUGAUCCGACCAAUUGCAAAACUGUGUGUUCUGCCCAUUGAAGAUCUUGACGUCUCAGCCGUCAACCCGGGGGAGAAUGUUCAGUCAACACCCAAACUGCCCGGGCGAAGCGAAGUUCGGCUUACCCGCAGCAAGAAGGCAGCACUAAGCAGAGCACAGAUCACCCGACAAUCGAUAGCCAAUCAAUGA
Messenger RNA from Neodiprion fabricii, 3312 nucleotides. RefSeq lists its product as uncharacterized. NCBI's taxonomy places the organism in Eukaryota, Metazoa, Arthropoda, Insecta, Hymenoptera, Diprionidae. The coding region runs from base 1 to 3312 and encodes 1103 amino acids. The record is from RefSeq and is a predicted model, not a curated record. Gene Ontology annotation, molecular function: nucleic acid binding. The transcript is spliced from 2 exons.